AAAAAAUAAAAUAAAAAAAUUGGGAAAAAUAAAAUAAGAGCAAAAAAAAAAAAAGAAAAAAGGAAUGCAAUCCCAUCCCAAUGGAAGUUAUGAAAUAGUUGUAUGGGGGGAAGAGCAGCAGUGCCAAAAAAAUAAAAAAAUGAAAAAAAUAACGCCAAAAAAUCAUCCCAAUUCCCAGAACAUUGGCAGGGUACCCAUGUAUGGUAUUGUAAAAGGCAUCGCGUUUUUUUACCCUUUCCUCUCUCUCUCUCACCUUUCCCUUCCAGAAAAUAGGGAAACUGUCUUGGGGAGAGAGAAAGUAGAGAUAAAAAAAAUUCAUCGCAAACAGUAUGAAAAGACCAUUAACAUAAGAAAAUAAUUAUCUAUCUUUUUCUUUUCUUUUUUGAAGAAAAACCAAGAGAGAAAUUUAGUGAAAAAUAAGGGAAAAGAAAAGAGGCGGUCCUCUUUCCCCCCUCCCCCUUCCUGGUGAUCAGGUAAAACCAGGGAAGGGAAGGAAAAAUACCAUGGCCUGCGAUGAAUGGGCGGAAAGGCCAGUCCAACUAGACCAGAGCCGGGCAUAGUGCGGGUUGCAGGGAACGCCAAACGGCCAGGCAGACGGAGGGAAGGACAUGCUCAGCGAGGAAAAAACACAUCCUCCGUCAUGAAGAGCGACCGGGCUGCAGGCGGGGCGACCCAGACUGGUAGGCCCGAGCAGUGCCAGAUGGGGAGGAG
This is a messenger RNA of Aspergillus welwitschiae, 711 nucleotides long. RefSeq lists its product as uncharacterized. The record is from RefSeq and is a predicted model, not a curated record. The transcript has a single exon. Lineage: Eukaryota; Fungi; Ascomycota; Eurotiomycetes; Eurotiales; Aspergillaceae. The coding region runs from base 65 to 358 and encodes 97 amino acids.